Papaver somniferum (opium poppy) is the source of this 1430-nucleotide messenger RNA. Its product is annotated as 1-aminocyclopropane-1-carboxylate oxidase homolog 11-like. NCBI's taxonomy places the organism in Eukaryota, Viridiplantae, Streptophyta, Magnoliopsida, Ranunculales, Papaveraceae. The record is from RefSeq and is a predicted model, not a curated record. The transcript has 3 exons. The coding region runs from base 394 to 732 and encodes 112 amino acids.
UUUCUGAUCAUGAGCAUCCAGUCGAUUAAGUUUUAAUAACUCUUGUUAACUCAGGUAAGCCAGGUUUACAAAUAAGGGAUAUUAAUGGCCAUUGGAUGCUUGUAUCGCUAUGGACGCUGGUCUCUCAUGCCCGGCAAAUCUAAGCGGUUCGGAGAUGAGUGCAGCAGGUCACGGAAUUGAAGCUCCAAUACUUGUGGAUGACUUUAUGCAAACAAGGCACCGAUUGAACAACUUCAUAACUGGAAAAUCCUACUCUGAAAUGAGGAAUUCGUUUCACUGAUCCAUGUUUUGGUAUGAAUAGUUGAGUACACAGAGUAUAUUACUAAACUGGGAGAUACUCUCGCUGAGUUACUGUCAGAGGCUCUUGUGCUGAAACGAGACCACCUCAAAGGCAUGGAUUGUACAAAAUUCUUAUCAAUCCUAGCUCAGUAUUAUCCUGCAUGCCCAGAACCAAAACUAACUCUGGGUGCACGUAAGCAUACAGAUCCAACUUUUUUCACUGUUCUUCUCAAAGGCCAAGUUGAAGGCCUCCAAGUGUUUUACAAAAAUCAGUGGAUUACUGUCAAGCCUCUCCCUGGAGCUUUAUUAACGUGGGUGAUCUUCUGCAGAGUAGUUUCAAGUGGGGUUGGACCAAGGAAAUCUGUGGCUUCACUUUUUGCAACCAGUUUUGUCAAAUCUACAAAGCUUCCUAUUGAGGAACAACUUCAUAACUGUCAUCAGAUCGAUCGAUGAAAUGCUGUUACGGGAUCUCUGAAGCCAUCGGUGAAAGAGGAGGAAGCCAGAAUACAAGUUGUAAACCACUGCCACCGUCAAAGAGGUUGCGUCUUGAGGCUCAAAGAAUCCUCAAAGAACGAGUUCAGGAAAUAGCAGACAAGAAAAGGCAUUAAGCUGAAGUUUUGCAGCUUGAAGCAGCGUGAAAGUCACAUGCAGAGCCAAGAUAGAUAGAUAGCCCUUGUGAAGGAGGCAUAGGGAUGAGGAUUGGAUGGCUGCCAGAGGUUUCAUAAUGAAACUUUCAUUCGUCCACUCCAUCCCCAUGCAUGACUUGCACCAAAGCUUGGUUUUGUUGUACGGACCUGGUUGGACGGCUUCCUAGGAUGUGCAAUCAACAAAUAAGGCAAUGCUACUUUUCGUUACUGUCGACUUUCUGAAUACAAAAGGGAAGACUGAAUUUAGUUGAUUAUUGUAUGCUUUUUCUUUCACUGGUAAAAGUUUGUUUGCUUUGAAACCUUUCAAAAUGAAUUGGAUAACAGUGACAACCGCUCUUGUAUGCAUAAUUUGCAGGAAUAUAUAUAUAAAGGAGCCGCAUUUUGCAGAGUAAUCAAAAGAACUGGAGUUGCAUGUUCUUCCAUUACCGUGAUUUCUACUGUAUGUUUGCCAUCAUUAUCCUAGAUUUUGUAAUUUGUACGAGCAAUUGAAAAUCUGGAAGAGAU